ACAUGCAAUUCUCACCAGAAAAGAACUUUAUACAUUUAUGCCAGUCUGCCAGUAGGGUUCUUGCAUGCUAUAAAAAAAAAAAAAAUUAGCAUUUGAAGUUAUUAAACCAAAGUAGAGUGGAAUAAGUGAAGCCCAAGAAAAUAAAUCUAUGGAGUUUAAUCAACAACAACAAGAAGAAGAAGAAGAGGAAGAAAGAUUUGCAGAACCUGUGAGUCCAACAGGGCAAUAUUUCAACAGCUCAGUUCUUUCCAUUUGUGUUCUUGCUGUUUUGGAAUCACAAGUUCCAAUAGAUGACUCGCCCACCAUGACUUUGCUUCAAGAUGUCUUUCUCCCUAUCAAUCCUCGCUUUUCCUCUAUUAUGGUUAAUGACAAAAAUAAUGGUGGAAGAAAAUGGAAGAGGGUUGAAGUUAAACUAAAAAACCAUGUUAAUAUCCCUAAUUUUCCUUCAGGAUUAUCACCAAAAGCUUAUGAUAAAUAUUUCAAUGACUAUAUAUCAACAAUAGCUUUAGAACCUCUUCCUCAAAGCCAACCUUUGUGGGAAAUUCAUAUAAUAAAAUACCCAACAAGCAAAGCAGCUGGGAAUGUCAUCUUCAAGCUUCAUCAUGCACUUGGAGAUGGUUUUUCUCUUAUGGGAGCUCUUCUUUCUUGUCUACAAAGAUUAGAUAACCCUAAUCUGCCAUUGACAUUUCCUUCACUUCAAAUACCUUCAAAACCUGAAAUUAUUAUCAGCAAGAACAAGAAGAAGAGCAUUAUACCUAAAUCUUUUAAUUCAAUUUUUAAUACUAUGUCUGAUUUUGGAUGGAGCCUUCUUAAGAGCAGUUUGGUUGAAGAUGUGAAGUCCCCUAUCAGAUCAGGGGAUGAUGGUGUGCAGUUUAAGCCUAUUUCUUUAUCAACUGUCACAUUUUCUCUUGAUCGCAUCAAACAAAUUAAGGCUAGGCUUGGAGUGACGAUAAACGAUGUAAUUACUGGUAUAAUCUUCUACGGAAUUCGAUUAUACAUGGUAGAAGUUAAUGAUAGAUUCAGCAAUGCACAUUCAACAGCAUUGGUAUUGCUGAAUACGAGGGCAAUUGGUGGGUACAAAUCGGUGAAGGAAAUGGUGAAACCUAAUGCUGAGUCUGCAUGGGGGAAUCGGUUCGGGUUCUUGCAUGUUUCAAUGCCUGAAUUAACCAAGUCUGCAAUUUCCAACCCACUUCAGUUCGUUGAGAAUGCAAACCAAAUCAUCAAAAGGAAAAGAAGCUCUCUUGCUGUUGAUCUCACUGGCAGGCUCCUCGAUGCUCUACGGAAACUUAGAGGCCCUGAGACAACAGCCAAGUACAUACAUAGCACAUUGAAGAACUCAAGCAUGACAAUCUCAAAUGUAAUUGGCCCUGUCGAAUCCAUGGCUUUAGCUAACCAUCCUGUUAAAGGUCUAUAUUUUAUGGUGGUCGGUGUACCUCAGAGUCUUACUAUAACGAUGGUGAGCUAUACAGGACAGCUUAGAGUCGCGGUUGGAGCAGAAAAAGGCUUCAUAGAUACUCAAAAGUUCAAUUCGUGCAUAGAGAAUGCCUUUGAAAUGAUAUUUAAGUCCGCUUGUGAAAUACCUUUUGAAGGAAAAAUUAAUUAACUAAUUUAAGAACUUAAUUAUAUUUUGUUUAUUCAUUAUUAUGAUUUGUUUUACUCCUAUAUAAAUUUUGUUACUCCUAUAUUUAUGUAACUGAUAUCCACAAUGUAUAAAUAAAUAUUUUAUAUCUGUAAAAAUAACUCAUUUAUCGCUGCC
Jatropha curcas is the source of this 1756-nucleotide messenger RNA. RefSeq names its product wax ester synthase/diacylglycerol acyltransferase 4. Gene Ontology annotation, molecular function: diacylglycerol O-acyltransferase activity. The record is from RefSeq and is a predicted model, not a curated record. Gene Ontology annotation, cellular component: plasma membrane. NCBI's taxonomy places the organism in Eukaryota, Viridiplantae, Streptophyta, Magnoliopsida, Malpighiales, Euphorbiaceae. Gene Ontology annotation, biological process: triglyceride biosynthetic process.